AUGGAGGCCAACACCACGCAGGGGGCCGAGAGCGCCGUUGCAGAGGGGACUUUGCUGCCGCUGCCGCUGCUGGGCGUAGACUGGACCGGACCCGCGGCCGUCGGCUGCAUGGCCGCCGUCGUACUGACCAUCGUCGCCGAACCUCUCUUCAAUCGGUUCGACCUCAAGUGCCUGGCCAAGACCGCCGCCUCCACCUGCUUCCUCUGGACCGCGCUCGCCUCCGCCUCCGCCACCGCCGGCGCCGAUGGCCAGUGGUCGGCCUUUGCCCAGGUCGUGUUCGCAUCGCUGGCCCUGGGCUGGCUGGGCGACGUGUGCCUCCUGUCGCCCGGCAAGCGGGCCUUUCUGGUGGGCCUCGUGUCGUUCUUGGUGGGCCACCUCGGGUUCGCCUACGCCUUUGCGUGCCUGGGGCCGCCGGGCGAAUUUGAUGGGACGUGGCUGGCCGGUGGCUGCGCGGUGAUGGCGCCGCAGGUGGCCCUGGUCUACGCCUACCUUCGGAACCACCUGAAGGGCUUCAUGAAGUAUGCCGUCGUCAUCUACAUGCUCGUCAUCUCCUUCAUGUUACCUGCGGGCAUGUGGGCGGGUCGUGGCGUGGACACGAAGCAGUUCAACCUCCUGGUGGGCAGCUUCAUUUUCUGGAUGAGCGACUUGAGCGUGGCCAGGAACGCCUUCGUCAGCAAGGGACCCGAGAACGCCGUUCUGGGCCUGCCCCUGUACUACGCGGCGCAGCUGAUCAUCGCCUCCAACAUGUUCUGA
This is a messenger RNA of Acanthamoeba castellanii str. Neff, 753 nucleotides long. RefSeq lists its product as uncharacterized. Gene Ontology annotation, cellular component: membrane. The coding region runs from base 1 to 753 and encodes 250 amino acids. The record is from RefSeq and is a predicted model, not a curated record. NCBI's taxonomy places the organism in Eukaryota, Discosea, Longamoebia, Acanthamoebidae. The transcript is spliced from 3 exons.